ACUAUUUAUUAAGAGCUUUUGGAGACUUGUGUUAGAGCUUGUACUGAAGGAGCUAAAUCAAUAGAACAGUGCCCUCAUACUUCUAAACACUGAAAAGAACUCGAGAGAAAUGGCUGCACUGAAAAUAAUACUUUGGAUUCUACUCAGCUUGUCCUAUACUUUGGCAGAGGAUUAUGAAGACAUACAAUAUAUUCAUGGAAUGGAAAAUAAAAUCUCUGUUUUACCGGAUGGUUCCUGUAAAUGCCAGAAAGAGCUCACUAAAUGGGAUAAGCUAUUUGUAAUGCUGGAGGAUUCCCAAAUGAAACAGAACAUCCUACAACAAUCCAUUGGAGAAGUGUGUAAGAUAGAAUUGCAAAGUGUAUAUUCAGAAAUGCACCAAUUCAUAGCCAACUUUGCAGGGACUUAUACAGAUGCCAUUGAUAAUGCAAUUUUGCGUAUCACAACAGAAAUGGACAAGAAAUUGGCAUACACAUUGAAAGAAGUCGGAGAAAUCAAUAUAGAGAUUGAGUCAGAGAAGAAAAAUAUACUUCAUCAACUUCUUUUGGUGAGUCAAGAUCUGUCCAACAGACUCAAAAGGCUGGAGAUGACUUGGCAAAGGGCAGUGGACAUAAAGGAUCAAUGGUUGUCACUUGACAUUAAGAGAAGAGUUCCUGUAACCCAGGACACUGCGCUGAAUUCUUUGGCAACUGAACAGCAACAAUCUAAAGCUGAACUGACAGGAUGUCCAAAUUGGUCAACUAAACACAUCUUACCAUCAGGUUGUGACAUGGCACUGAUCUUCCCUAUGCGCUCCAAGAAGAUUUACGCAAGUGUUCAUGCUGAUGAUAUGACUCUAAGCUCAUUUACAUCCUGCAUAUGGAUAAAAGCAACUCAUCUGUUGGACAAAACAAUUGUGUUCUCCUACGGAACAAAGAGAAAUCCCUAUCAAAUUCAGCUAUACUUCAAUGAGUCCUCCGCUGUGUUCUCUGUGCACAGUGACACAAGCAAAAUUGUUGCUGAAAAUGUCGUCUUCCUUGGUCAAUGGGCACACCUCUGUACAACAUGGAGUGCUGAAAACGGAAAUGCAACACUUUGGGUGAACGGAAAACUUGCAGCUGCUUCCUCAGGAAUAGCUGUUGGCCAGAAUAUCCCAAACGGAGGACUACUGCAACUGGGUCAAGAAAAGAAUGGUUGCUGCACUGGAGGUGGCUUUGACAAAAGUUUAGCCUUUACAGGAAAGUUGACUGGGUUCAAUAUCUGGGACAGAGUCAUUUCCAAACAUGAAAUACAAGCCUUGACAAGUAGGGAUGAUUCCUGCAGCAUUAGAGGGAAUGUUGUUGGCUGGAGUGUCACAGAAAUUCUGCCACAUGGAGGAGCUGAAUUUAUUUACUAUUAAAAUUCAUUUUUAAUUCCAAAUGAACAUGCUCAAAGAAUGGAUUUCAAAUUGUUAACAUUAAUUCUAUGAUGUUCAAUCAUGAGAAACAAACGCGAAUUUAUAUUACAAAAUUCUCUAGGUUGAACUCCAAGGUGAACUUUGUAAUAUAAAUCUCCCACAAUAGCACACUUGUACAGUAAUUUCCAAUCUCCCAUUUACAUGGCAUUAAGACACAUAUGCCAGUCUGUUACCAUUGAUUCAAUUUGGUUCAUUGUUUUUGUUUGCAUGUACCAACAAUUGUGAUAUUACAAUAUUGUCAUCCCUGAAGCUUGGACAGCUGGGAUUUUAAGAUUCAAUAUCUAUAACUCUAAAACAAAGGACAUCUGUUUCUUCUUUACUCCUAGAGUGGUCUGAUGAGACUCACUUGAGGAACAAGGACAAAUAUAGUUUUCACAUAAAUUUAAACGGAAUUGAGACAGUUAACAUUCUCAAAUUCUUCUACUUUACAAUGUAAUGCAAGUAUGUGUAUGGUUACAUUCAUUUAAUGAAAAAUAAUUGAUUAGCAAGACGUAUUAAAGGAAGAAACCAUUCUACAAAGGAAAGAUAUUGCUCAACAUGCAAGAAAUAAUAACUAAGUUACAAUGCUUUACUAUUCAUAUCAAUUCUGUAUUAUACACAGUAAAAGUCUUCUGCUAUCAGUCAUUUAAGUAUUCUAUCAUGAAGAGUCUAAUUUUAUAAUAAACUGCUGUUAAACAAUA
Messenger RNA from Rhincodon typus (whale shark), 2112 nucleotides. RefSeq names its product pentraxin-related protein PTX3. The transcript is spliced from 3 exons. The record is from RefSeq and is a predicted model, not a curated record. Bases 110 to 1375 code for a protein of 421 amino acids. Lineage: Eukaryota; Metazoa; Chordata; Chondrichthyes; Orectolobiformes; Rhincodontidae. Gene Ontology annotation, molecular function: complement component C1q complex binding. Gene Ontology annotation, biological process: innate immune response.